This is a messenger RNA of Cheilinus undulatus (humphead wrasse), 1913 nucleotides long. It is a transcript of the gene spata18, whose product is annotated as spermatogenesis associated 18. Gene Ontology annotation, cellular component: mitochondrial outer membrane. Gene Ontology annotation, biological process: mitochondrial protein catabolic process; mitophagy by internal vacuole formation. The record is from RefSeq and is a predicted model, not a curated record. Lineage: Eukaryota; Metazoa; Chordata; Actinopteri; Labriformes; Labridae. Bases 282 to 1496 code for a protein of 404 amino acids. The transcript is spliced from 12 exons.
GAUGAAACUAGUCUGCACAUGCUCAGAAGGAUUCUCUCUCUGCCUGCUGAAAAAGAGCAGGAAUACUUAAACACCACAGAAGCUGUUCACAAAAAACUGAUUUUGAGGUGAUUUCCUGUGAUCAGAAUCUAAACAGGUGUUGUGAGCUGAUCGAACUCACCGCCAAAAUUCAGGGACAACUCUUCGCCAUUCUUAACCUCGCAGCUGCUGAAGGUGGACAUUAUGCCGGAGUGGACACUCUCAAAACACGCCUACUGCCCUGGCUUGGGACGUGUUUCUCAAUGGCGAGGCCUUCAGUCUCUGAUGACACCAGUUUACAGCUCAUCCAGGAGUCGGUGGAGAAGGACAGGAUGAUCAGGGAGCUCUCGGCCUCUCAUGACAGUGACGUUCAGAAGUUGGAGAAUCAGCUGUGCUCGACUCGCCUGCAGCUGGACUCGGUCAGAUCAGAGUUGGUCGAAGCUCAGACUGAACUUGAUGAGACAAAGAACAAAUCAGCGACCACUCUGCUGGCCACUGAGGAUGAAAUAUUACAGCUGAAGGCAGAUUUGAGAUCGGCUCACGAGCAGCUGGAGAUUUAUAAAAGAAAGGUGGAUGCUCUUGAUGACUACGAGCGUCAGAUUCGCUUACUUAGAGAUGAAGUGUCCUACCUGAGCAAUGAGAAGGCCAUGCUGCAGGAGAGAUUGGUGAGGAGCCGUUCUCCGAGCCCCCUGCCCCGGCUCAGUCGAUCAGCCAGCCCGGUGAGGAGUGAGUCGCCCACCAGAGCGCAGCUCACUAACUCGUCCAGACGUGCUCGCCUUGUGUCUCGCCUCAGUGACCUGUACGCCGUGGAGCGACUUGAGGCCCAGAGUCUGCUGAGACGAUACAUCACAGACUCAGAGAUGGUCCAGAAAAUCAUCUUCAUCGCUGUCGUGGAAUCCUUUCAAACAGCAAAACUGGCAUACCGCCAGUUCAAGCUGCGCGUGAGAAAAACGCUGUCACCAUCACAUUACGGUCCAGAGAGUCUGGAGGACGCAGCUGUGGACUACAUUGUCAGAAACCUGGACCUGUAUGACGUCCAGACCAGUGUCAAUGAUGUGAUCAACGCCAUGAACGUGAACCCUCGGAUCUCCUUCCCUCCUGAGGUGGACUUCGUCCUCAUCAGCUCUCUGAUCAGAGAGACGUGCAGAGUCGCCUUCGCUGUGCAGACGUUGGACCCACCGCUCGACUUGGCUUUUGCCAGUGAUGGAGAACUUUACAACGAAAACAGGUAUCGUCGCAGCUAUGACUCUGAUUUCACGGCUCCUCUGGUCCUGUACCACGUGUGGCCGGCUUUGGUGGAGGGAGAUGUGGUUCUGGUGAAGGGCGAGGCUGUGACUCGACGAGGAGCUGUGUGGAGCAGAUACCGAAGCAGAAGUGUGAGCCCAGCUCGCUCUCGCUCUCUCAGCCCGACUCGCAGUCUUGCAUUUAACAGCAAAAGAAGCCUGUCUCCUCAGCGUCUAAGAGCCAGCUUCCUCUAACUCAGGACGAGGACGUUCAGCUGUACCUCAUGUCAGAAUAAUAAAAUUCAAGGUAUUCAAAGUUGGUUUUGAUGGUUAGACUUCUACUUUCACCAAAUAAAGCUAUGAAAUCCUCAAAUGCUGACCGGCACAUGAAUGUUACACUGCUGAGAGGACGGUUUAACGGGAAAUAACAGUCUGCAUGAUGAAAGCCUGUUUACAUUUGAACUAGUGAUGAGUUUUGGGCAUUCAGAUACCAAUAGUCUACAUUUUAGUACGUGUGUCCAUACUAUGCAUUAACAGUCCGUAUUCACUGACAACCUAAAGGAUUCAUUUACCUGCCUCUUGUGUAACAAGAAGCCCGUACGUCAUUUCUGUGGCUCUCUAACUGUGGCUGAGUCAUGGCAGGUAGUCCAGUAAGACCAGGGAUUGGCAGUC